CUUAGAGUUACUUCCCCUUGCAAAACAUCACAAUGGCGGAAGUUCAGUCUCCCAUUACCUCACCAUCGAGCGACACACCAUUAGAUACACGGACGCGGGACGCUAUCGCAAACGGACUGGUAGAUCUUCUGAAGCCUGCAGUGGAGGAGAUUGACGAGAGGGUGUCGUGUGUCAGAGAUGGUCAAGUGGAGCUGAGGCAGCAGAUAGACUGUCUGGCAGAAGAACUGAGGAAGAUAACAGAAUGUGAGCAGAAUCCUGUUGACCUUGAACCCUACGUGAAGAAACUAAACACGUCUAGGCGCCGAGUGACACUCGUCAAUAACAUCCUGCAAAAUGUCCAGGAGCGACUGAACAAGCUACACAAUAGUGUUUCCAAGGAAACAGCCCGGAGAAAGUCCAUGCUUGACCCAGUUACUCCCGUGCCACCAAAUUGAACACCUGUACAUGUCAAAGCGACCUUCAAUAACUUAUGAACAAUAUAUGCAGUGAGAUUAUUGCAUUUCUGCAGAAGGUGUGAGAUCAGGGGGCCUGUUUUCAAUGAUGAAAAAACAUGUCUGAAAAAUUUGGAUUUUAUGCAUGAAAAGUGAAAAUAUGCUUCUUACAUUUUGAUGAAAAGUGAAAUUUAAUUUUUAUCUGUGAGUUCUGAUAAUGUUAAGGGUGUACAGUACUUGGUGUUUGGUGUGAAGUAUUUGUUGUACAUUCAACAAUUCAGCAACUACUAGCGCCCUCUUGUUGAUUCAUUAGGUACCACCUUCCUGUUCCGCAAAGUAGUUUCAGUACUACAACGCUUGUAUGUCAAGUUUAAGGUAUGGGAGCUCAGUCUAUGUUAAAGUAUGGGAGUGAAAUCGUCUAAGGACAAUGACUGUUGUAAGAUGAUGUUAAAGUAUGGGAGUGAUUAUUGUCUUGGCACUACGACUGGUGUAAGACAGUUUGAGUGUUACGAUAGUCUUAACUCUACCAGGAGUAGGGAGUGAACAGUGUUUAUGCCUGGUGGAGAUCUGUAUGUGCCACCACAUCCUUGUUUCAUUAGGACAAUGAUUCCACAUAAAAACAUUGCAAUCUCUAAGUAACUCCAAGACUCCAAGAGCCAGUAGAACACUGGAAUCCAAUUCCACUCAACAUUCCAUAUUUUAUGUAGUCUUUGCUUUUGAAUACAUCCCAGCAGAUCUCAUGGCUGUCUUGUCAAUCAGAUCUAUCAUGUGAAAUAAAUUGAGGAGCAACUACAGAAGUCUUGUCAUGCAUCAAACAACAUCUGACAAUCUGACAGACAUGAUAGACAAGCUGAUUAAUUUGUAAAUACAAACAGUCACUGUACAAAUAUUAAACUUGGAUACACACAAAGUUAUGAAAUGUACAAAAUGUUCAUUAAGAAUACUUAUUACUCUACAUUUGUAUAAAUGAUGUAUUAAAAUAUGUGGAUGAAAUUGUCAA
Molecule: messenger RNA, 1431 nt
Organism: Haliotis rufescens (red abalone)
Lineage: Eukaryota; Metazoa; Mollusca; Gastropoda; Lepetellida; Haliotidae
Product: SNARE-associated protein Snapin-like
Exons: 4
Coding region: 33-434 (133 amino acids)
Biological process (GO): synaptic vesicle exocytosis; lysosome organization; intracellular protein transport
Cellular component (GO): synaptic vesicle; BORC complex; BLOC-1 complex
Molecular function (GO): SNARE binding
Source: RefSeq, a predicted model, not a curated record